CAGACACGUUCACAUACACAGAGACAUAAUAGUCAGCCAGCGCUGCACGGUUGCCUGUGGGACUUGUACUGCUAGUGGACUGGUCUGGACCUCCAAGCCACCCGCAAACACUGAGCUAAGUGGAGGAACAGAUAAAUAUUUUUUCAAGGUGGACUGGAAUGAAACCGAAUGGAAAACACAUGGAUGAUUAUGAAGUCUUGUACACAGUGAAUAAAAAUGCUGAGUAAAGUUGAUGGAUAAUUGUACAUGGGAUGUACCCUUGAAUAUUGAAACGACUGCUUACUCUAAAGGAAAUCGGAGAGGACAAAGAGGAAAGUUCCAUUCUAAAACCUCAGCUUAGCCCAGAGGAAGAGGAUGGGUUGUACCAUGAUGGCCUGCCUCCUCCUGCUCCUCCCCUUAAUCCUCAUGAGAACCAGCCUGGCCCAGGACCUCACCGGGUCCACCACCACCGACAUGGACAACGUUCAAACCCAGACCACCAAUCAGACGGCGCCGAUAACCUCCACCACCGCGGAGCCCGUAACCUUGCUAUUAACCACAGAGUUUGCUGGCGUGUCGACGCCCAGCGGCGACACUGUAGAUGAUGAGGAUGCCGUCCCGACCACGGGCACCCGUUGUCAAGGUUACUACGACGUGAUGGGCCAGUGGGACCCGCCUUUCAACUGCAACAUGGGCGUUUUCCUCUACUGCUGCGGCACCUGCUUCUACCGUUUCUGCUGCCAGUUCAGAGGGCAGCGUCUCGACCAGAGCAUCUGUUCAAACUAUGACACGCCCAUCUGGGCCAACACGGGCAAACCAUUCACCACGGUGACCGAGAACCACAGCGAUCAGGAGAGGGACCGCACCCACAUGAUCGUUUAUAUCAUCUGUGGCGUGGUGGCCGUCAUGGUGCUGGUGGGCAUCUUCACUAAGCUGGGCCUGGAGAAGAGCAGGGGAGCGACUGGACCGCAGAAUGACCUCAGCAAUUCCAGGGAAUAUGAAGUUCUACAGAAAGUGAGAGGGAGAAUAAAAGAUGGAGGAGAAGAAAGGCACAAAGGAAGAGAGACAAAGAGAGAGAGGAGAUCACAGUAUGGCCAGAGGACCCUGACUGAACUUCUUAAGCAGCCCGCAGGGGAGGUGAGCUCAGUGGAGAAAAAUCCCCCUGUCGGAACCAACGGCAUCUCUGCUAGGAUGCUACGCAGCCGCAGUGAGCACUACCACCUGAACAAUUCAGCAUUUUACCCAGGAAUGCCUCCAGCUCACAGCAACCUCAGCGGACUGGGCGUCAACAAGUACACCUCCCUCAGGGCAGUGGCGGACACUGCCUCUCGGGGAUACUAUAAGAGCUACCCUUUAAUGGACUUCUCCCAGUACCAGACGCCCGCUCCAGCCUUCCAGCCAAUCUCCCUGCACCCCAAAGACAAAUCCUACCUCCACCAGGACCAGCACCAGCUGCCCUCGCACCGCGACAUCCAUGCACCCCUCUCCAUCACCAUCCCCCAGAACCACCUGGAGAGUUCCCGCCUGUCCAAGACCACCAGCCACCCCCUGUUCUCCAGCUCAGCCUUCAAAGCCUGGGACACCAGUGGACGGCAUGUCCAGAGGCAGACCUCCCAUCCUGGGCACAGCUCGGCCCGCCGGCACGCCUACUCCACCAGGAGACAGCACAGUGUGGAGAAUUUGCCAGAACUGCUCAACCACCCUGCGCCGUACAGCCACCCAUCCUACUACCACCACACUAGGCAUAAGAGCUACUCUACCAACAGCAAGACAGAGGUCACCGUUUGAUCCCGAGUGCACCCAUAGAGGACACAGAUAUGGGAACAGACAGCUAGACAUUUGGGACACAGAGGUGUUUCCUGGACACUGGACGAAAUGGGGUGUCAGUAUCAGUACAAUAACUUUCCAACAGACAUCAGAGAAAGUGAUGAAGACGGAGAACAAGCUCUGAGCCUCGGCACCCCGACCUUCCACAGCCUCACAUCUCCUUGAUACACUAAACCAUUCUCUACCACAGCUCUCCAUGGACAGCACUCUGCUGCCAUUCCUCUGCCGGUGCCAUACAUCCCAUAAUAAGCUCCCCUCUCUGCCCCUGGAAAGAGUGUGAUCUCAGGGUGUUUGAGCUAGUGGCACCCAAGGGCCACAUCAACACAAAGGGGACAAUACCUUCAUCACUUCAUCACACCCUGACGCAGGAGAAUAAGAAACAAAGAGAGAGAGGGGGUGAGAAAAUGCUAAAUAAAGAGAGAUAGAGGGGGAGAGAGAAAGAGGGAGAGA
Esox lucius (northern pike) is the source of this 2256-nucleotide messenger RNA. RefSeq names its product shisa family member 8b (gene shisa8b). NCBI's taxonomy places the organism in Eukaryota, Metazoa, Chordata, Actinopteri, Esociformes, Esocidae. Gene Ontology annotation, cellular component: postsynaptic density; postsynaptic membrane; dendritic spine membrane. The transcript has 6 exons. The record is from RefSeq and is a predicted model, not a curated record. Gene Ontology annotation, biological process: regulation of short-term neuronal synaptic plasticity; regulation of AMPA receptor activity. The coding region runs from base 355 to 1767 and encodes 470 amino acids.